AUGUUGUGGCGCAAGGUCCUUGCAUUCGCGCCUUUGGCUGCCUUCGCUGGCGCCCAUCCCAACGCUCACGGCAUCCGAUACUCAAAGCGGGAUUCCACGCUCGAAGUAAUCCUCGCCCCGGAGGUGUCUGAAUCUGGCGCCGUGGUUUCCGCCACCAUCAAGAACACCGGCAGCUUGGACCUCAACCUGCUCAAGGUUGGCACCAUCUUGGACGACAAGCUUCCUGUCCAGCGUGUGUCCGUCCUUGACGAGUCAGGGAACGCGGUCUCUUUUAGGGGAAUUGAGCCGAGCAUUCAGUACGAUGCCCUGAAGCCGAGGCAUUUUGAGUCGCUUCCAGCUGGAAGUUCAGUGACAGUAUCGAUCGAUCCAGCAAAGGUUCAUCAGUUUGCAGAGUCUGGCACCUACUCUAUCACUGCUGAAGGCAUAAUCCCUAUUGCUUUAGCGCCGUCUACGGACUUUUCUCAGCCUGCCGUUACUUUCAAGUCAAACACCAUCCAGGUCGACGUGAAUGCAGACGCUGCUGCAAAGUCUUUGGUAACUGCGGCACUCAAGGAGCGCACCAACUUGCAGCCAGGAUGCAACGCGACAACGUUGGACGCCAGCACCAAAGCCCUGGCCAACUGUCAGGUCCUCGCCCUCGCUGCGGCAGCGGACGCAGCUGACCCGUCUUCUAAGCGAUUUGUCGAGUAUUUCGGCACCAAUUCAUCAGAAACCCGCAACAUCGUCGUCACUCGGUUACAGAAUGUCGCGCAGGAGUGUAGCUCAACAACUUCGGGAGUGUCUCGGUACUUCUGCUAUGAUUACUACGGCGUUUGCGAGCUCGACGGUCCUCUCAAUGCUUACACAGCCUGGGAUGUCAACACAAUGGUCAUGUGCCCGCUCUUCUAUGGCCUGCCGCCGCUCCCUGUAGGAUGCCACCGACAGUGUCAAGCUACGACUACGAUCCACGAGACCACACACUGCGAGGCAGUUUAUGCCCCUCAUACGGACGACUACGCUUAUGCUUACAACGCCAGCGUUGCGUUGCCUUCUGAACGGGCUCUGCAAAAUGCUGAUAAUUAUUCACUCUAUGCCAAUGCUGUUUAUAUGGGUUGUUGAGGUGGAAACACGCCUGGAAAGUGAGACGGAGCCAGAAAAACUCAUCUAGCAAUCUCUUUCUUCCACAGCAUGGGCAAGCUUGACUACAGGCUGGGCCAGAGAUGGCAUUUUCAACAAGAAAAUCAUUAUCCUUCUGCAACUCGAUUCAAGGUAGAAUGAUAUAAUGUAGACUAACCGAAUAAGAUGAUCACUGAAC
Colletotrichum phormii is the source of this 1294-nucleotide messenger RNA. Its product is annotated as Deuterolysin metalloprotease family-domain-containing protein. NCBI's taxonomy places the organism in Eukaryota, Fungi, Ascomycota, Sordariomycetes, Glomerellales, Glomerellaceae. The record is from RefSeq and is a predicted model, not a curated record. Gene Ontology annotation, molecular function: metalloendopeptidase activity. The transcript has 3 exons. Gene Ontology annotation, biological process: proteolysis. Bases 1 to 1098 code for a protein of 365 amino acids.